AUGAUACUACCAUCGUUAUUUAUAAAUCAUAAAAAAGAAAUUAAUCUGAAAGAUAAUUACUUAAAUGACCAUUUAAUAAAAUGCUAUAACUUACCUUCAUAUAUAAAUGAAAGUAUAUUCGAAUUUUUUCUUGAAUUAUUAAAUGAUAAAAGUUUUGAAAUUAAAAAGGUUAUUAAACCAAUAAAUGAAGAAACAAAUUUAUACCCAUGGAAAAUAAUAUGUAAUGAAAAUUUCGCAAACUUUUUAUUAAAAAAAAGAAAAGUAUUAGUUUGUAAUGAUUCUAUAAAUAAUAAUAGAAUUUUUAUAAAGCUAUCAUAUAAAAAAAAAAAUAUAAAUCAAGAUUUGUUUAAGGAUGAUGAAACGUUAAUUGAACAAAAUGAUAUUUUAAAGUUAAAGGAUAAAAAACCAGAGGAAGAACUAUUAAACUUCAGUAAUUACCAUAAUGAAACUAAGAUAAAUUUAAAUAUUAAAAAUGAAAAUAAUCAAGGAAUAAACUUUCAAGGAAAAAAUGAAAAAAAUUGUGAAGAAAAAUUUCAUGAGCAGAUAAAAGAAAAUGAAAAAAUAUAUAAUGACGAAAAAAAAGAAGGUAGUAUGGUACAAGAAAAAGAUAUAAAUAAAAUAGAAAUAAAGAAAAAUAAGGAGACAAAUACGAAAAAAAAUGGCGAAGAUAUAAAGGAAAUAGAAUAUUGUGAAUACUUUGAUGAUAAUAAUAAUGACGAAUAUUAUUAUUAUGAUGAAGAUGAAGAAGAAGAAGAAAGUUUUUAUGAGGAUGAUUAUGAAAGUUUUUAUGAGGAUGAUAAUGAAAAUUUUUAUGAGGAUGAUAAUGAUAUAUUUAAUUUUGAAGGCCAUACUCAUGAAAUUAAAGAAAAUAUAAUAAAUAAUAAAUUAUUAGAAGAAAAUAAUAUAAAGAAGUUAUUUGAUUUAAAUUUAGAUAUAAGUUAUAAUAAGAAUGAGAAAAAUAGUUUAAAUUCUAACAUUUGUGAUACGUAUAUUAAAAAUAACUAUCAAAUAAAAAAUUGUGAUAAUAAUAAUAAGGAAUUAAAUGCCAUAACUGAUAAUAAAAUAAAUAAUGAAAUUUCAAUAUCAAAUAGUGAAAAUUUAUCUUUAAUAAAUAAGAAAGAAAAAGAUAAUCCUAUAAUUAAUAUUUCACAUAUUAAUAAAAAGCAGAAAUGCAUUAUUAAUAUAAAUGAUCAUUUAAUUUCUGAAAAAAGUUAUUCUUCUUUAAAUUAUAAAAGUAAUAAUUCAAAAAAAACUGUUACCCAAGAACAAAAUGACAAUUUAAAUAAUUCCAAUUCAUGUAAUAAAGAAUUAUCUGCAAAUACUUUAGAAAUAAACGAUAUAAAAAAAGAAACAAACAGUUAUACUAAUACAUCUGAUACUAAAAGUGGUAGUGAAGUAAAAAGUAAUUACAGUUCAGUGAAGUUUUAUGAUCAUAGUGCAAGUAGUAAUAAAAAUGAUAAUAGUUGUAAUAAAAUUAAUGAAGAACGUGAAAGUAACUAUUCUGUUAAUAAAGAGUAUAAUAUAAACAAUUUUACAAAUAAAGAAGAGAAAGAUUUUGAAAAAAAGAAUAAAAAUAAUAAUAAAAAAAAAAUAUAUAUAAUGAACCAAUUUGAAAGUAUAAAUAAAGAAAAUAUACUUUGGGAAAAAUUCAAAAGAAAAAAAAGAAAAAAAAAAAAUCAAAAUGUUAAAAAAUUCUUCAUAUAUUUUUAUAAAGGGAACAUAGAUGAAAUAAUAGAAGACAUACGAGAAGAAGAUAAAAGUAAAAUAUCAAAUAAUGUGCAAGUAAAAAAGGAAGAUAGCGAAAUAUAUUUAAAGAAUGAUAAUAUAGAUAAUAAAAAUGUUAUAGAAAAAGGUUCCUAUUUAUUAGAACAAGAAGAAGAAAAAGAACAGGAACAGGAAAUUCAAGGAGAUGAAAAGAAAAGAGAAAAAAAUGAUCUUCAAAAACAAAGAGUAGAGAAAGAAGUAGAUGAUCAACAUCAUAUAGUAGAAAAACAAGAAGAUAAAAAAAAUGAAAACAAAAAUAAUUUAGAAAGUAGCAUAAGUAAUAAUAAUUUAUUGGAAAGUGAAUUAAAUAAUUAUAGAAACAACGAAUUUAGUCAUAAUAGAACAAUAGAUAUAAAAACUUGGCCAAGCAAUUUAUCCUGGAAAGAAAUAUCAGAUGAAAUAAAAGAAAAGUUUUGUGUUGUUAUAAAAAAUAAGCCACCUCAAUGGAAUGAAUACGAAUUACAAGAAUUUCUAGAAUCUCAAUUUUCUAAUAAAAAUUUCAUACCAAAUUUUGAAUAUAUAUUUAUUACAAAAUCAUUCCCUACAAUAGCUACUAUCGCUUUUAAAGAUGAAAUUUCAAAAAAAAGUUUUUUAGAAUUGCGGAAAUUCAAAUUACCUUUAUCACUAAAAAAUUAUAACAAUGAUAAUUAUAAUAAUUAUAAUAACAGUAGUAAUUAUAACAAUCACAACAACAAUUAUAAUAUUAAUAACAAUAAUAGCAAAUUUUCUAAUUUUUUGAUAAUUCAAGAAUAUAUUAUAUCUCACAAUUUUAAUUACUCGAUUAAUAAAAAAAAUAUAUGUGAAAAAAAUGAAUCCUUUUUUAAUUUACCAUUAAAAAAAAAAAAUAAUAAAAAUUAUGAAAUUUCAAACGAGGAAUCUUCAAGCAAUAUAGACGUAGCUAUAAAUAAAUAUAAAAAUUAUGUUUUUAACUCACCUAUUAAUUUAUAUUCAAACAAUAAAAAGAAUAUUUCAACACAUGAUAAAAAUAAUAUUUUCAAUAAAUUAAAUAUAUAUAGUAAAUUUUCUUAUAAUUCAAAAAAUUAA
Plasmodium relictum is the source of this 2808-nucleotide messenger RNA. RefSeq names its product conserved Plasmodium protein, unknown function. The transcript has a single exon. The record is from RefSeq and is a predicted model, not a curated record. Lineage: Eukaryota; Apicomplexa; Aconoidasida; Haemosporida; Plasmodiidae. The coding region runs from base 1 to 2808 and encodes 935 amino acids.